Ochlerotatus camptorhynchus is the source of this 838-nucleotide messenger RNA. RefSeq lists its product as uncharacterized. Gene Ontology annotation, biological process: tRNA splicing, via endonucleolytic cleavage and ligation. Gene Ontology annotation, molecular function: nucleic acid binding. The record is from RefSeq and is a predicted model, not a curated record. The coding region runs from base 56 to 508 and encodes 150 amino acids. The transcript has 3 exons. Lineage: Eukaryota; Metazoa; Arthropoda; Insecta; Diptera; Culicidae.
AGCAAUCAAUUUUGAUUGAAUUAUUUCAUGACCAAGAUUCUUCAAUUUGAAUUCGAUGGAAAGUGCCGUUCCCAUAUUUAAUAUUCUCAAAGAAAUCCGUCAGCUAGGUUGCACUAAUGAGGGUCUUUGCGCUGCAGCCUACAGGCUCUAUAUUCAUUUGUGUGAAGAACGUCACCUCUGGGACGUCCGGUACCACUACCAGAAGGACAUGGACAUCGUCUAUCUCACGGCCCGCAAGCAGAAAGAAGAUUCCGCCGAAGAUGUCUACAUUCCGGUGCUGUCCUUCCAGGACGUCCCCAUGGCUGACGUGGAGCGUUACCAAAACGAGCUGACCACCGGCACCGACAAGCACGGCAACCGUAGUGUCAUCCUGGCGUUCUGCGAUCCCAGCUCGGCGGUGCUACUGUACAAAAUGACCAAUGCAAUCAAACCCCUGGAGGAUAAACCACUCUCCAAAAACAAGCUAGCCAAGCAGCGAGCGAAUCCUUCGAAUAAAUCGUUAGGAUGAAAUGGCUUUCGGCACUCAGUUCUAGAACAAAUAUAUCACAGCCCGCUGGAUCUGUUUUUUUUUUAAUUACAGAAUAAGCAGUAUUAAUAUAUUUUUGUAUCUGUUUCCUUUUCUCUUUUUCUGUAUAGUUAUUGAUUCUUAGCGAUUCUUUCUUCCAUGUGUUUUUUUGUUUGUUUAAUCUUAAGAGUUGUGUGAAUCUGCUUGCAGCUUGUCUUCUUUCAUGUAAUUUCUUCGUGCCACUAUGUAUUUUUUCAGUUUCUGCUUUUUUUAGUAGUUAUUAGGUUAAUCUUUUUUCAUCUUUUUUUGACUAGAAUUUAUCAUUUUUUAAAC